Molecule: messenger RNA, 369 nt
Organism: Budorcas taxicolor (takin)
Lineage: Eukaryota; Metazoa; Chordata; Mammalia; Artiodactyla; Bovidae
Gene: C25H11orf86
Product: chromosome 25 C11orf86 homolog
Exons: 2
Coding region: 1-369 (122 amino acids)
Source: RefSeq, a predicted model, not a curated record
AUGGGGACAGGGCUACGCAGUCAGUCCUUGCGAGGACCACGGCCCUCUUACGGCAAGCUCCAGGAGUCCUGGGGGAGGCCCACGGAAGGCCGACUGCGCCGGGCGCUGAGCCUCAAGCAGGGCCGUGAGAAAUCCCGGUCCUCAGAUGGAGGCCCAGAACGGCUGGAUACCCCUGGUCAGGAGCGGCUGCCCGGGAGCCUGGGGGACACGGAGCAGCUGAUCCAAGCGGAGCAAGAAGGCAGCCAGAGGUGGCUGCGGCAGUAUCAGCAGAAGAUCAGGAGAAGGUGGGAGAGCUUUGUCACCAGCUUCCCCAACGUGACCCUGAGCCGGUCAGCCUCCCCACAGCCCCCGCUGGGCACCACCAGCUAA